GUACACCUGAGAUUUGGGUAGAACAUGAAAAAGUUGCUGUGUUCAACAUUUUAUUCUUAUUUGGCUUUCUGCUCCAGAAAAACGCAUCCAAAGCACAUCGAUCUGGUCUACAGAGUCCAAGCUCUGACCGCCCAGGAAAUCUCCAAACAAAAAGCAGUCCAGGACGGUGUUGCAAAUUCUGAAGCUCCGGCGACAGUGACAGAGGCCGUUUUUGUAUACGCCAGUCCCAGCCUCGAACUUCUAAGAAUUUGCCACGCUGCGUUUUGCGCUUGCGAACCACUUCCCCUCCGAUGAAAUGGCAAGCAAGCUCAAGUCCCGCUGGGCCGAUGACGAGGAGGACGCAGCACUCGAAGCACAGCUGAAGAGGGAGCGAGAGGAGAAAAAGCGUCUCAAGGCCGAAAAGGCGCGGAAGCUCGAAGCCGAGAAACAAGCCCGGGACGCCGCUACAGCAGCAGCGACGCAACAACACCCCGACAGCACGAACGGCCCACCCGCGAAGCGACGGAAGCUAUCACCGGACCGAGAGGCACCCCGGACGGCUGGAGCAUCAGCCGAAAGCAUCCCCGUCCCAAAACUAUUGCGAUUCGAGGGCGGCGCAUUCGACAGGUGUCGCAGCGUUGAGAACUACGACAAGCUAAACGACAUCGAGGAAGGCGCCUACGGCUGGGUGUCGCGGGCGCGUGAGCUGGCGACGGGCAAGGUGGUAGCGCUCAAGAGGCUCAAGAUCGACCCCAAAGACCGAGGUGGCCUUCCGGUUACGGGCCUGCGCGAGAUACAGAUCCUCAAGGAUUGUGACCACCGGAAUGUGGUCAAACUGCAGGAGGUGGUCGUCGGGGAGGACACGGACAGGAUUGAAAACAUCUUCCUGGUCCUCGAAUUCGUCGAGCACGACCUCAAGUCCAUCCUCGAGGACAUGCCCGAGCCCUUCCUAGCCUCCGAGAUCAAAACCCUACUCCAGCAGCUCGCCGCGGGCGUCGCCUACCUGCACGACAAUUGGAUCCUGCACCGCGACCUCAAGACCUCCAACCUGCUGCUCAACAACCGCGGCCAGCUCAAGAUCGCCGACUUCGGCAUGGCGCGGUACGUGGGCGACCCGCCGCCCAAACUGACCCAGCUGGUCGUAACCCUGUGGUACCGCUCCCCGGAGCUGCUGCUCGGCGCGGCGCGCUACACGUCGGCCAUCGACAUGUGGAGCGUGGGAUGCAUAUUCGGCGAGCUACUCACGCGCGAGCCGCUGCUGCAGGGCCGCAACGAGGUCGACCAACUGACCAAGAUCUUCGAGCUGUGCGGCGUCCCCACCGAGGACUCGUGGCCGUCCUUCCGGCGUUUGCCCAACGCCCGCGGCCUCCGCCUGCCGCCCAAAUCUUCUUCCUCCUCAUCAGGCUCCCUCGUCCGCGCCAGGUUCCCCCUGCUCACCUCGGCGGGCGUGUCCCUCCUCAACGGCUUGCUCGCGCUCGACCCGGAGAGGCGGCCGUCGGCGCGUGACAUGCUCGCCCACGACUACUUCCGCCAGGACCCGAAACCAAAACAGGAGGCCAUGUUCCCCACCUUCCCCAGCAAGGCGGGCCAGGAGCGGCGGCGGCGCCGCGAGACCCCCAACGCACCCGCGCGGGGCCAGGCGCCGGCUGGGCUCGGCGUCGUCGAUUUCAGCGGCAUCUUUUCCGGGCGGGAGAGGGAGGAACGCGGAGGCGGUUUCUCGCUGCGGAUGGUGUAAAUGCAAGACAAGAGGGGGGUGUCAGGGGUGGUUAUGCUGCUUUUUGGAGCAGAGUUGUGCAGAUAGCAGUUGCUAGGAAGAUAUGCUCGUGAAACCCACAACCCGGUUUUAGGGUGAUUUCCCUUCCCCAUAGCCUGGAAGAAGAGACUCGACGUAGAUCAUAAAGCAGAACUAUAU
Messenger RNA from Canariomyces notabilis, 1891 nucleotides. Its product is annotated as kinase-like protein. Gene Ontology annotation, cellular component: nucleus. Bases 296 to 1714 code for a protein of 472 amino acids. NCBI's taxonomy places the organism in Eukaryota, Fungi, Ascomycota, Sordariomycetes, Sordariales, Chaetomiaceae. Gene Ontology annotation, biological process: protein phosphorylation; regulation of mitotic cell cycle. Gene Ontology annotation, molecular function: protein serine/threonine kinase activity; ATP binding. The transcript is spliced from 3 exons. The record is from RefSeq and is a predicted model, not a curated record.